Schistosoma turkestanicum is the source of this 3287-nucleotide messenger RNA. NCBI's taxonomy places the organism in Eukaryota, Metazoa, Platyhelminthes, Trematoda, Strigeidida, Schistosomatidae. The record is from the annotation of a GenBank genome assembly.
AUAACGAAUAACCAUGUAGGAAUAAAAACUCUAUCGAAUAAGACUUAUAAGUUUAUGACUAUAACUAAUGAAAUUGUUCAGUAAUGAUGAAAAUAUGUUGAAUUAUCGGUAGACUGUUUUUAUCCUAGACUAUCAUCAUAUUCUGUUGAAUUCCAUCGUCCUGUCUACAACUAUUAUUAUCUGUCAAAACAUAAAAAAUAAAAAGUUGUCAGAAUACAAUUCAAAAAAUUGAAAUAAAUAUAACCUACUUGAAAUCGUUGAUAAUUUAAACAAAUACUUGUCAUAAAACUACUUAAUGAUUAGUAACACACCGACGACCAGUUCGAGUUUUAUCAAUCAAUUCGAACAACAACCUUAUUAUAUCACCGAUAACCGGUUGAGAACACAACCUCACUGUUGUUUAACAUCUCAAGUUCAUCAAAGUAAACUGACAACAAGAAAUGUUACUGAUGAAACCGGUUAUAAUCUACCUAGUCAUUUGUCAUCUUCCCAACUUCAAGAACCUACAGAACAGAAUGCCAGUUUAUUAUUUCCACAUGAUAAUGACUCAAUGAACACCAAUGGGCAAAAACAAAAUAUACCUUCAAACAACCAAUUGAAUAGUAAUGCAAGUCAUAUAACCAUGGAAAAAUUAUAUACAAAUUCACAAAAUGAUACUGAAAAUAAAUGUAUAACAGUGAAAUGUGAAAAAAUUGGAAAUAAAAAUGAAGAAAUACAAUCUACUAAUCCAAUUAUUGACAAACAAGGAAAUACACGUGAAACAUGGGAUUCGAAAAUUGAUUUCCUAUUGGCUGUUAUUGGUUUCGCUGUAGAUCUUGGAAAUAUUUGGCGAUUUCCAUUUAUCUGUUAUCGUAAUGGUGGAGGUGCAUUUCUCAUUCCUUAUCUAGUUAUGUAUAUUUUCGGUGGACUACCUUUAUUUUAUCUUGAAUUGGCAUUAGGACAAUAUCAACGCAGUGGAUGUUUAACGGUGUGGAGAAGAAUAUGUCCUUUGUUUAGCGGCAUAGGAUUUGGAAUUUGUAUAAUCGCAAGUUAUACAGCAUGGUAUUAUAAUACAAUUAUAGCAUGGGCAUUAUUCUAUAUGAUUGAUGCUAUGAAACCACAUAUACCAUGGGAUGGAUGCAAUAAUUGGUGGAAUACAAAUUCUUGUGUCACCGUUUAUGAACGGUUGAUCAAUCAUUCUGUACUGAAUGCUUCACAUAAAUACGAGCUUAACGAAUUGGUCAAUUUGUCAAUAGCUAAUCUCAAAAUUAAUGGAAGUGGUGAAGUGUUUUCUUCAACAGAAGAAUAUUUCUAUCGUCGAGUUUUGCAAAUUCAAUAUGCAGAAGGAUACAAUAAUGUUGGUCCAAUACGUUGGGAGAUUAGUCUCUGUCUAAUGGUGGUGUUCACAAUAGUAUAUUUUUCACUUUGGAAAGGAGUUAAAAGUAGCGGCAAAGCUGUAUGGAUAACUGCUACUAUGCCUUAUGUUAUUUUGUCUAUCCUUUUAAUUCGUGGUUUAACAUUGGAAGGUUCAUUAACUGGCAUUAAAUACUAUCUUACACCGAAUUUUUCAAGUCUGUUAAGUAUUUCUGUUUGGAGUGAUGCUGCCUCUCAAAUAUUCUUUUCACUUGGACCAGGUUUCGGUGUAUUGUUGGCUUUAUCCAGUUAUAAUAAAUUUCACAAUAACUGUUAUAGAGAUGCAAUGAUAACCAGCUUUAUCAAUUGCGCAACGAGUUUUGUGUCUGGUUUUGUGGUCUUCUCUGUCUUGGGAUAUAUGUGUUUUCGAAUGGGGAAAACUAUGGAAGACGUAGCAAAUGAAGGACCUGGUUUAGUAUUUAUUGCUUAUCCGGAAGCUAUUGCAACACUAGCUGGUUCAACAUUUUGGGCAAUUAUAUUUAUGUUAAUGUUGAUAACAUUGGGUCUUGAUAGUACAUUCGGUGGUGUCGAAGCAAUUAUAACAGCAAUCAUGGACAGUGUUCCUGCUUUGUCUGGUAGACGUGAGCUAUUUGUUCUCGGAGUGAUUAUUUAUUGUUUUAUUGGCGCUUUAGCAUCUACUACUUGUGGAGGAUAUCUUGUGUUAACUAUGCUUGAUCGUCAUGGCGCUCCAAUCUCAAUUCUAUUCAUUGUGUUUUGUGAGUGCGUGGCAUUGUGUUGGUUCUAUGGUACCAAACGAUUUUGUCAAGACGUACAAAUGAUGCUAGGAUUUAAACCGGGUAUAUUUUGGCAAAUCUGUUGGACCUAUAUAAGUCCGAUAUUUUUGCUGGGGAUUUUUAUAGCUAAUAUAGUUUCGUAUGAAACACAACCUGUGUCUGUAUUAGGCGUUGUUUAUGAACCGACAACUUGGGUUAUUGCACUGUCAUGGGCUAUAGUAUUCUCAUCUCCAAUAUUCAUUCCAAUUCUAAUGAUAUAUCAGUUACUAAAGGCCAAAGGAUCUUUUCUUGAAAGAUUACGUCAUCUUACAACACCUGAAGAUCGACCAGCUUAUUGGGAUCAACAAAUUACAUUGAAUGCCAGUGGUGAAUAUGUACCAAAGAAAACAUCUAAAACCAAUAUAUAAUACAGAAAUCUUCUAUAAAAUCUAGAAUGCAAUAUUUACACAAUUAUAAUAUUCACUUGAAUCUUCUCAUUGUUAAUUUCAUAUAUUAUAAAUAAACAUUCCCGCUUUCAAGAUUUAUAAUCUCAAAGAUCUUCAAAAAGGUGUCAUACUUGUAUGCACCAACUCACUUUCCUUUCUAAUGGAACUUUAAAUCAAGUAUAGAUUUAUCGUGAAAGUGUCUCUCAUUACUUAUCUUCUCUCUGCUCUAGUUCAUACCACUUGAUACUUUGAAUUCCAGAUAAUAAGUAACUGUUUAUAACUUAAUAAGAGUUCGACAAUCGACAAGAAUUUAAGCUUUAUUUUAUCAGUGGCUUCUUUAAAUAUCUAUUUCUUAACCUCAACGAUAGAUAUACGUCUGAAAAAAAAACUCAAAUUCAUUUAUCUUUGCAUAUCUCUUACUUUUAACACUUACAUCUUCCAUUUUGCGAAAAUGAAAAGAAUGAAAACUAGGAUUUCCAUCAACAACAAUGAAGAUCAACUCUGUUAUGAAUGACAUUUAUGAAAGAGAAAAUGUUUAAAAAUUCAAGUUAUCAUUUUCAUGUCAUGUAUGUUGCGCUUAUUUAAGUAUUCAUUCAUUCUUUAUACAAUAAUUUCUAAUUAUGAAUUCAACAAUCUUCGAUUUAUAUUCCACUGUACCAUUACAAUUUAUAUAAUGCAUAUUUAUAGAGAUAUGUUGUUAACUAUAUGUUCUAAAUAAAUUUACACCAACACAUAA